Messenger RNA from Leptosia nina, 645 nucleotides. The record is from the annotation of a GenBank genome assembly. Lineage: Eukaryota; Metazoa; Arthropoda; Insecta; Lepidoptera; Pieridae.
AUGAAAGAUUUCUACCGAUUCGAACGCGUCGCCUCUCCCGAAUUCCGUUUAGGUGUAGCACGAGAGGCGGCAGACGCGCCGCGAUGGUGGGCCGCGACAGCCGCUCUGAGAGCGCGGCGCGCCCUUUGGCGCCGCGGCAUGAGUAGCGCUCGCUUGGCCCGGCCCGCGCGCCCGCCAUGGCGCAGGCCGCGCCCGCACAACGCACCCACUCCUUCGCCAAGAAGACCUUCCACAAGCCCACGUACUGCCACCAUUGCUCCGAUCUGCUCUGGGGGCUCAUCGGCCAGGGCUACGGCUGCGAAGGUACGCGCAUGCGCCUCAUACGUCGAUACGCGCGAAGCACGACCAGUUAUGCAACCCGGGCGUCACCCGUCCCCCAUCACAGCCUCCGUCACCCAGGAUCCCGGCUGUUCCCACCUACCGACCGAGACCUUCGCUUUCCACCUUCCCGAUACCGCCUGGCCCCCAUCCCGUGUCCCACCGGCGGCACCGGUUUCAGAAUCAGCUGAAAAAGAUGUUGGCGAAAACUGUGAGAUAUCGAUCGGUCUGUUUUGUAUGAGGUUUUUUUCCAAGCGGCGCGGGGCGGUGGGGGGUGACGUACACCCCACCCGGCGCGUAGCCUACUGUUUGGUAAGUCACCAUUAA